AACGCUUGGUCUCUGGAACACAUCACAUCCCAGCUGCUCGUGUUUGUGUCACAAACCGAUCUCAAGUCACCUCUAUGCGCCAGCCCCGCCCGCUAGUACCCCACGAACGCGUCCGGCCGCUGUGAAUGAUCGCCUGGAGUUCCAUCGCUGUUUUACUCCGCCGUAAGCCGGAAUGGGCUGCACAGCGUCGCGUGAAGUGGAAGCCAACAUGCUCGCAUCAGACCCACCCGCGAUGCGUCAGAGCGUGGACGAGCGCACCGAGGUCGAGCUUGUGCGCUCGGCCAUCGUCCCGAUUCAGACCAAGGACGGGUGUAGGGGAUACGAGACCAUCGAGUACUGGGCCCAGCCGAAGCCGGGGCUGGUGUACGCCACGGCUCCCGCACCGCCACCUUAUCCGCCCCGAAGUGUCGAUCCGCGCGCUCAUGCCUUCGCUGAAGGCGAGCCGUUCGCUUCCCUCGCUCAAGAAUUAGCGCGCCGAGCGAUGCGGUGGGCUGGGCAGCCGGCGCCUACCCACGUCUUCAUCCGGCUCAUGGACAGCGGGUCGGAGGGCAACGUCUCGGCUGACGUCCUGUUUCUCGUAAACAAUAAGCUGCGUUCGCCAUACCACAUCGAUCCGAGCGCGGAGAGGCAGCGGACGCUGCUCAAAGAACUCGCCACGCUCUGGCGCGCGAAGAUCACUCGUAAGGGAGCAGUCGGAAAGCACCAUCCUGGCGACAUCAUCAUCCAGGCCACUGCACUUAAGGCAGUGCCCUCCGUGAAGCUUGUGGGGUUGAGUUGGAGCUCGCACUCCUGCGACACACCGGGGCGGAGAGCGCUUUGGAUGGAGCAUUUCAUGAAUCAAGGCUUUGAGAACUUGAACCAAUCGACGCAUCCUGGACUCAGUGGCAGCCCCACUCCCACGACCACCAACAUCACAACGACCACUACCACACCAGCGGUCACCCGGCCUACGACAGUCACCUCGCUUACUAGUGUUGCAAGCACUUCUCGAGCAACGCCCGAGGCGUCUCCGGGCCUGAGAUCGGUGUCGGCACCGAACUCCCCUGCCCUGUCGUUUGUCGAUCCGAACAACCCAGACGCGAAGGUCCCCCCUCGCACGCAGCGAUGGCUGGAGAGCAUUGAACCAACUCUUCUCCGCAUGUUGCGCGACAUCCUUUCUUGGCCUCCGACGAAAGGCAGGGUACACCGGUUGUACAUCUGGCUCAUACACCUGCGCGGGCGCGGGCCCACUGUCUGCGUCGAUCUCAAGGACGGGUCGCGGGUGAUGAUUUCUGACUCGACACUCCCCACCCAUCCCGACCCUAGGGGGCUACGGUCCAAGGUGGCGGCACACUGGUCUGAUCUUUGUCGCGCCGGCGCACCCGGUGUCGAUCACCCCGCGUUCAUGCGGCUGGUUGGCACGCCGCGCGGGGCGGCGGUUUGCAGCCAGCUUGCGGCUGAAGGCAUCUGGCAGGAGUCUGCUUUGGACCACCUGUGCGCGCCAUUAUUGAGCGGUGCGUUCCCAGCCCCUCCACCGCAUUUUUCUCCGCAGCCGGAUUCUAGGCGUGGGGCGGCAUUCGCGACGAAAUUCCGACCGGUCGCGCACCAGAUGAUAGAGCUUGCGCGAAAGUGGCCGCCACGAGGCACACGGAUUCGCGAUAUCCGCAUUAUCUUCGGGGCCGAUCCUAUGCGCGGACUGGCGGGGUACACCCUAAUCACCGGUGUGUCAGACCAGGCGCUUGACAAGGGCCCAUCAGCUGCCGGCGAUCACCCGUACGUCUUGCAGGAAAGGGUGUUGCUGCUAUUCGCAGAGUAUUGGCGCAACGCAAAGGGCGAGGUCCCCGCCGCGAUUGUCGUUCAGGUUCAUCCCAGCAUGCCGGGGGUCGACAUACGGGCGAUGUGGGAGGAGGGCGAAGAGGCGCGGAGAGGAAUAGGUGUCACACUGCACUACUUGUGGCGCAUGUUUGAUGAUGUACGGCACUCCAUCCCCAGCAUGGGCGCAUUUGAUGCCCCUCCGCCCCCCGACACGAACGCGUACAUGUUUGUCCUGAGCAACCAGUUCCAACAACUGGCGAAGGCAUGUGUGCUCAGGGCUCUCGACUGGGCGGGCCCAGGGGCCGAAGCGGCGUGGGUCCGGCUCACGGAGAUUGAGGCCGACUUCGUAUCUGCGGACGUCCUGCUUCUGAUGGACGGACGCGUGACUUUACUGCACGAGUUCAACAACAAAACGACGGCACAGCAGCAAUUGCUUUUUAGCAUCGCCAAAGACUGGCAAGCACUCGCCGCAGGCGGCCCUGUCGGGAGCCAUCACCCGGGCGAUAUUGUCAUCAAAGGAUCCCUUUCGAACGACAACAAAGUCGCGGUCACCGUCCUUGGCGCCAGCUAG
Molecule: messenger RNA, 2365 nt
Organism: Cutaneotrichosporon oleaginosum
Lineage: Eukaryota; Fungi; Basidiomycota; Tremellomycetes; Trichosporonales; Trichosporonaceae
Source: RefSeq, a predicted model, not a curated record